Molecule: messenger RNA, 692 nt
Organism: Didymodactylos carnosus
Lineage: Eukaryota; Metazoa; Rotifera; Eurotatoria; Philodinida; Philodinidae
Source: the annotation of a GenBank genome assembly
ACAACAUAUCAUCACUAUGUAUCUGUGCAACUAAGAAUUGUAAUUACAAUUUCACAACAUGUCAACAGUCAGUUCAAGCUUCUCGACCAUCACCACUGACACCAUUUUUCCCACAACUCACAGCCCCGAUACAAUGUCAGGAUAGCAGUAUAAAUUGUUAUAUUUCAAACAGUGGCACUACUAACAUAACUAAUUACUGCAUGUAUUCUCCACUGAAUCCCGAUUUCUCUAGCUAUUUCGGCUGUUAUGUAAGUACAAGAUUUGCCGUCGAUCUUGUAGGAUGUGACACCUAUUUUAAAUCCAACAGUGUUAUGUGUGGUGUCAAAUAUCAACCAUCUGAAGUUUUUGGUUCCUCCACGGCAUUGCAAUUAAGAUUAACAGCAGAGGAAUAUGUUUAUACGAUCAUCAAUGCUUUUAUAUCUAACAAUCAAUAUCCAUCACAAUAUUCUGAUACUCAAGAUUACUUUUCUGCAGUUGGUAUCUCUUCAACUGUCUAUGAAGGACAAAACAAUACAGUAUUUCGAAUCGAACAACGAGACAUUGUUGGAAAUCUACAACAAUUUUGGUAUUGGUGCUUUUGCACAACCGAUUAUUGUAAUACAGAUUUUACAACAUGUGCAACGGGAAUCAAUUACAAUUCAACAUCGACAACACCAUCACAACCCAUUAUUUAUCCACAAAAUAGUAAGUAA